Messenger RNA from Drosophila sulfurigaster albostrigata, 1069 nucleotides. RefSeq names its product pupal cuticle protein Edg-78E (gene Cpr65Eb). The record is from RefSeq and is a predicted model, not a curated record. Gene Ontology annotation, molecular function: structural constituent of chitin-based larval cuticle. Gene Ontology annotation, cellular component: chitin-based extracellular matrix. Lineage: Eukaryota; Metazoa; Arthropoda; Insecta; Diptera; Drosophilidae. The transcript has 2 exons. Bases 74 to 607 code for a protein of 177 amino acids.
CUUAGCUCUUAGGGGUUUAACAACACCACAAAUCCAAUAACCAAAUCUCACACACAACCCAAGCAAGGCAAAAAUGUCUCAAUUCCAACUCGUCGCCGUACUUGCAACUGCUGCCUGCCUCAUGUGCAGCCUGGCUGUGGCACAGCCUGUGCCCUCGGAUUCAGCCGAUGCUCAUGCCGAGAUACGCAGCUACGAGAAUGAACUGAAGCAGGACGACAACAGCUACAAGUAUCAGUUCGAGACAAGCAAUGGCAUUGCACAGCAGGAGCAGGGUGUGGGCGGAUAUUAUGCCAGCGGCUCGUCGCAGUAUUAUGCACCAGAGGGUCAACUGAUUCAAUUGACAUACACCGCCGAUGAGAAUGGCUUCCAGCCGCAGGGUGAACAUCUGCCCACGCCGCAUCCCAUUCCCGAGGCGAUUCUCAAGUCUCUCGAAUGGAAUCGCAAUCAUCCCGAGGAGGAGCAAGAGGAGGCCCAUUACCAUGCCGCCCAUGAGCAUUCUGCUCAUGCUGCUCAUGGUGGUCACCACCAGCAUGGCGACCAGUAUCUGCAGGUGCCCGCUUCAGCGCCAGCGGCUCCCUCUGGUCUGCCAUAUGAGCGCAAGAUUUAAAUUAGUCGACAGCAAGUUUGCCUCACAUUACACUCAUCCUCUUUGAGGGUGUGUGUGUGUGGUCUGAGCAAACAUGUUGCAUGUCCAACUUGUAGUUUAAGUCUUCGCUCUCUCACUCACAUCUCCAUCAUCUUGUGUUCCCUCAUGUUCGAGUGCCUCUGUGUGUCCCGUGUGUGUUCCUUUGCAUGACCAACGCAACAAACAUCAGCAAACAAUCGUCAGCAACAGCAGCAACAGCAGCAGCAGAAGAUGGGCUGAAGCUUCAGCUGAAACUGAUGGAUGCCAACACUCCUACUCAAUGCCACAUGCCUUGAUACACACACACACACAAAGACACACACUCGAAUACACAUCAACAUUGUACAUACACAUGCACGUGUCUGCUCCUGGGCGCUGUGUCCUUUGGUCCUUUGUCGGCUCGCUGACGUUGACAUUUAUUGCCAGAGAUAAUAAUAAUGUAAU